Molecule: messenger RNA, 1640 nt
Organism: Betta splendens (Siamese fighting fish)
Lineage: Eukaryota; Metazoa; Chordata; Actinopteri; Anabantiformes; Osphronemidae
Exons: 4
Coding region: 784-1251 (155 amino acids)
Source: RefSeq, a predicted model, not a curated record
GGUGCAGCAGGUGUGUUGAUGCUUCGUCAUCUAAGCAUCCCAUCUGCUGGUAUCAUACCCGUCUACCCCACGCACUGUCCCCAUUACACAAGCAGAAAAGCAACAAUGACCCGAUUAAGCAACACGACUUCCUAAGUGAAUGAAAUGAUCCAUUCAGCUUUGUCUGAGAAGCUUAAUGUCCAGUCAAUGAAGCCUGUUACUCUUUGUGGGAAAGGAAGACAUUUGGUCUGCGUCAUAAAGGCAUCACUGCUGUCUGUCCAGCCUCCAUCUGCCUGGUUGCUCAAGACACCAGCACCAAGUGAACCAUGCACCAUGAACUACAAAGCGGUUUCUUCUAAUACUCACAAUUAAACUGUUAACCUGUUUAAAUGCAAUGUUACGUUUGACAAAACUAAACAAGCAGCUCUUUUCCUGUCCAGGUUUGUUUCAAAUGACUCUGCUGUUAAUUCGAUAAGCGACUUUUGCGUCUUGAGCUAAUCUUGUUUCAGGGGCCGUGAGGUCAUCAGUCAAAUCCCAAUAAAAGCAGACGCUGACGAAAGGGACACGAGCUGAAGUCAUGGAAGCUAUUCAAGGACCGGACUCUACACUGUUCAGAUCGGCGAUCCUCCUCUACUGCAGAUAGCACUUAUAAAAGACUUGCCUGACAUAGAUGAAAAGAGAAGUAACAGCGCUGGUGUUUGUUCUGGAAUUUCCUACUACAUCUAUAGUACAAUCUAUAUGGUGAUACAGCCACAAAGCCUGGGAAAUACCACCUAAUAAACCAGCAGCCAUCAGCACUUUACAAUGGAUUCCUUCACGUCACUGAGCGAUUCCUUCAAGCAGUUCACCAGCUGUGUGUCUGGGAAGAGCACCUCCAAUAAGCGAGGGGCCAAGAGGAGCCAGUCUGUCCGCAGGAGCAGCUUCAGUCGCAGGAAGAGCGUUGGUAGGAGGAGAAGCCUCCCCUGCAACAACCAGAAGGUCCCCGACUCCUGGCUGCGGGUGUAUCAGGAUGAGCUGAAGAGAGAACGGAAACGACAGCAAGCGAUACUGGCCAAGAAAAAUGCCGAGAGGGCUGUCAGAACGACCUACUUCAGGAGCCACCACUGCCUCCCAAGGCACACCACCCCCGCUAGAAAACCAGCCCCUGUAAAGGACGAUUCCUUCUUCGGAGCCUUCCAGGGCCUCAGCCUGGACGGACUGGUUGGAGGCACUAAUGGAACUCCUGCUGUUCCACCUUCUGCUGCAGGUGGAGAUCCAUGCAAAGUCAUGUGAGAUUGAUUAAUUUCAAUCAGACUGUUUAAGUGGUGCUCCAGAAACUUGAAAGGACUCAUGGAAGAAAAGGAUCAUACCUUUACAUUUUGAUGGUUCUCAACAGUUUUCCAGAUGGUACUGUGUAUCAGUUUAAGACCAUUUUUUUUAUGAAAUUAAGGUUAUGAACUGAAGCACAGAGUUUGUUACAGCUUUAUUCAUUGUGUUUAGUCCUGAGCUUCACAUUGCAUUGUGAAAGUGUUUAAAACCCAAGCCAGAAAUGAAAACUGUCUUUAUUGCAUAUGAGAUUUUGUGUUUUGACUGUAUUUCAGCGAUUAAUUUUAAACAUGCAGACCUAAUGUUAAAUAUAUCUGCAAACUUGUGGCCAGAUAAACAUAGUUCUGAUGAAGAUG